Psylliodes chrysocephalus is the source of this 1073-nucleotide messenger RNA. The record is from the annotation of a GenBank genome assembly. NCBI's taxonomy places the organism in Eukaryota, Metazoa, Arthropoda, Insecta, Coleoptera, Chrysomelidae.
GAGCAAUUCACCAUUUAAAUUUAAAAACAAAACAAGUUUUUAUACUCAAAUAAUUAAAAAAUUUAAAACAGAACAUAAGUAUAAUUAAAACUAAAUAAAAUAAACAACUCAACAAAAUGUCCGACUGAGUAAUGACAAUGAGAACAAAAUCUCAACUAGACUAAACUUUCUUUAAAACCGGUCCUGUGAAAGUUUUGUUUACCAGUGAGCACUCAAAAUUGAGACAAAACACAAACAUUGCAUGCACUAGACAAAGAGAAAACAUCUCCCAGUUCGACCCGCUUUUCAUCGUUUUAUUUACGUAUGGAUAAGCAGUCUAUUUAAACUAUAUAUGUCAUUGUUAAAUCAGCAUUUAAAGCCGUAACGCAACAUCACACAUGUUCAACGUCAAUCAAAGAUCUCGACACUCAAAAUUAUGAAUGUGUCAGAUUGUCUAAGAGAUAUAUACAUAGGAACGUUUGCGGAAUACAUAACGGCUUCUAACAGCCUCGGAGCCAUGGUAAAAGAGCAAAGCGUAUUGGUCAACAGUUUGUUCAAGCUGGAGAUCAAUUUAAUGCAAAUCUUACAAAAAUACAAGAAACCAGUUCACCCACAAGAAGAGGACAUCUUUUUAGAACCCAUAGCCAAACAAAUCAACAUCAUUAAAAAUUUCACCAUCGAAAAUGGAAGGGAUUGUUCGUAUUUGCACUACAUCAGCGAUUCCGUCGAUAUUUUUCACUGGAUGAAAGAAUCUGAUUUGGAAGUGUUCGUGGAACGAUUUAGCGAUUACAUUAUCGCUUACAAAGACAUAUAUCGAGACUCUAGUUUCGGAGUGAAAUUAUCCAGAUGGUUGGAAACUUGGACUAGGAUUUUGGAGGAGUUUUCUGAAAGUGUUUUAACGAAUUUCAAAACCGGUUUGGUGUGGCACGGUACCGAAAAUUUGCCUACGCAAGCGGUUCUAGGCGAUAAGACUGAAUUUAGAAAUUACGAUCACGCGGCGUUGUUUAAAGAAAUUAAUCAAGGUGAGAAUAUUACUAGGAUACUGAGAAGGAGAAAUGAGAGCGCUGAGGCAACCAAUAGUACGUCUGAAUGAG